Knipowitschia caucasica is the source of this 657-nucleotide messenger RNA. NCBI's taxonomy places the organism in Eukaryota, Metazoa, Chordata, Actinopteri, Gobiiformes, Gobiidae. The record is from the annotation of a GenBank genome assembly.
AUGACGUCUCUAGAGGAUCUCAGAUACUGCAUUAAUCUGACGUCUCUGGAGGAUCUCAGAUACUGCAUUAAUCUGACGUCUCUAGAGGAUGUCAGAUACUGCAUUAAUCUGACGUCUCUGGAGGAUCUCAGAUACUGCAUUAAUCUGACGUCUCUAGAGGAUCUCAGAUACUGCAUUAAUCUGACGUCUCUGGAGGAUCUCAGAUACUGCAUUAAUCUGACGUCUCUAGAGGAUCUCAGAUACUGCAUUAAUCUGACGUCUCUGGAGGAUCUCAGAUAUUGCAUUAAUCUGACGUCUCUGGAGGAUCUCAGAUACUGCAUUAAUCUGACGUCUCUGGAGGAUCUCAGAUACUGCAUUAAUCUGACGUCUCUAGAGGAUCUCAGAUACUGCAUUAAUCUGACGUCUCUGGAGGAUCUCAGAUACUGCAUUAAUCUGACGUCUCUGGAGGAUCUCAGAUACUGCAUUAAUCUGACGUCUCUAGAGGAUCUCAGAUACUGCAUUAAUCUGACGUCUCUAGAGAAUCUCAGAUACUGCAUUAAUCUGACGUCUCUGGAGGAUCUCAGAUACUGCAUUAAUCUGAUGUCUCUAGAGGAUCUCAGAUACUGCAUUAAUCUGAUGUCUCUGGAGGAUCUCAGAUACUGUACUGCAUUAAUCUGA